AUGAAGGCUGGACUGUUGGCUGCCGUUGCCUUUGACCUUGUGGCCCGUGUGCAAACCCAAGUUGGUGGAAGCAUCUGCACCUGGGCACCCAACUACAACUGCUACCAAGGCGGUUGGCCGGAGUGUUGCAGCGAAGGAUCAGGCGAAUCUUGCCCAACUGCUGAGCAGCCACCAUGUGAAAUUACCGGAGGCUCUUACUGUACUUGGGCUCCCAACUAUGGAUGCUUUUCAGGUGGAUGGCCGGCUUGUUGCGAUAGUGAUCCUUCAACUUGUCCCGAGACCCGUCCUGGCUGCGAUGCUGUAACCGGUUCUUCCUAUUGCACCAAUGCCCCAGAUCAUGAUUGCUGGAGCGGUGGAUGGCCAGAGUGUUGCUUAACUGAGGGUGAGGCAUGCCCAGAAGAGCAACCUGCUUGCACCAUUCUUGGAGCGAGUUAUUGCACGUAUGCUCCCAACUACAAAUGCUGGACAGGAGGCUGGCCCCCAUGCUGCUCAGUCGAUGCGGCCUCUUGCCCCGAAACGGCUUCAGAUUGUGAUGUCGAGCUGACAGGGGCGUCCUACUGUACCAAUGCACCUGAUUACAGUUGCUACAUUGGCGGAUGGCCCGGCUGUUGCUCACAGAACGAAACUGCUUGCACGGACACAGCACCCUCCUGUGAGAUUUCUGGGUCUGAUUUCCAAAGUGUGCCUUUGACUCCUUCAGGCAGCUCGCCAAAUACAACUGAGGACGACGCUCCAGCGGAUGGUGCUACCGAUGCCCCGCCGGCUCUAUCUAGUGGUGCUACCGAUGCCCCGGCUCCAGCUGAUGGUGCUACCGAUGCUCCUGCUGACUCGCCUUCUUCUGGGGCCGUUUCCACAACGGCCAGCAAUACAAUCUUGACCGCUGUGCCCAUGCUCAUUUCUUGGAUGGUAACGUUCUCCGCUAGCUUGUGA
This is a messenger RNA of Seminavis robusta, 930 nucleotides long. The record is from the annotation of a GenBank genome assembly. Lineage: Eukaryota; Bacillariophyta; Bacillariophyceae; Naviculales; Naviculaceae.